This is a messenger RNA of Ceraceosorus bombacis, 1076 nucleotides long. The record is from the annotation of a GenBank genome assembly. NCBI's taxonomy places the organism in Eukaryota, Fungi, Basidiomycota, Exobasidiomycetes, Ceraceosorales, Ceraceosoraceae.
UGCCAAGUCAAAGAAGGGGCUCAGUAAUUUUGGGAUUGGCGGCCUCUCCCUAUUUCGCGGCUUCGCCCCUUCGACCUGAGUAGCGGAGCUCCUAGCUCAUUCUAAUAUGCCACCUGCGGGCCGUAAUGCCGUUACAUGCGGCGGUGCAUGGCCGUCGUGUUCGCAUUGAGGUCAUUGAUGGACACACGAAGUCAUGGACGCAUGCGUAAUUGUGCGUAGCUCUGUCUGAGUCUCCGCCGUCCAUGAAAGGUGCCACAAAAUGUUCUGAAAUGACGCCGUGACGCCGAGUUUGGACCUCAGACCGAUUGAGUGCCUGGGUCACGGUCUGGUGGUGUCUCCUAUUUUUGUUCCAAGCAGUUUGACACGAGCUAAAGCCGACCUGAGAAGUUGAUCCUUCAGGAGAUGCUGGCCGAUCUCUGUUGUCAUGCGCUCUAGACUUUUUGGGAGUCAUCAGCUGCAUGUCUCGCCAAGAGCUUUGCGCUUGUGACGCAACGGCUGCAGAUGCGAGGGCGAUCCUAUAAAACCCACAUGAUACAUUGUCGUCCCUUGCUUUCUUCUUGCUCUUCCCCUCCCGAAGGCCACCGCUACACCCGUCACUGCAAACGAUCCUGACCAGAUCGAUCGCCCAGCAUGAUUCGGCGAAUCUCAACUUCACUGUUGCUGCUGUCAGCAGCGACAGCUUCCAUGGCCGCUCCUUUUGCGACCCAGAGCGAAGCUGUCUUGGCACUCCGAGCGGGAAUGGCGAGCCCCGCGACCAACGGUUCUGACAUUAAUCCUGGGUGGGACUACAGAGCCACCCUUGAACUUGCGAUAAAUCGCUCCACGCACUCUUGGGAGUUCGGUACGUGCAUGCAAGCCAUCUUAGAGGUCUACAAUCCGGAGCUUAGCGUCUACAGCCCGAAGGCUUUCCCAAACGGACGCAUUCCCAAGGUGGACGCCAGCAAGAUCCAGGCGCUCACGUACCUUCGGCCGCAUAUUCGACUUGACAACGACACGCUGGUCGAUGGCGAUGGCGCUGCAGGAGAUCCUGCCAGCUUGGGUGUGGGAGCGAUUAUGAUCGGGCAGACCGUGCCAGA